GAGUUUGACAGGAGUAUAACAACAUUCGAACUUCACUCAAAAGUUUGUUCUCGACACGGAUAGAAGCGAAAUAGUGACUUACAGCACACGUCUAGGCAAUUAUGGAGCGCUCCAAACAGAAACCGGUGAAUCAAAGCGAAAAAGAAACUGACGGAGCGAUCAACGGACACUUUGAUGGCCGGGUGAAGAUGCCCGGAUGGAAAGCUGGAAGUGCCUCCGGGGACCCGGGCAGUGUGCCGACCUCCAGCGUGAUGGAGAGCUGGCGAGAAGAGCGCACCCGGAGCCUGGAGGACAACGAGAUGAGCCUGCCGAGCAUCGCCGCGGCUUACACCACUAUUCUUCGGGGUCUCGGGGAGGAUCCGCAGCGCCAGGGGCUCCUCAAAACUCCCUGGAGAGCCGCGACAGCCAUGCAGUUCUUCACCAAGGGAUACCAGGAGAAAAUCAUCGAUGUCCUGAAUGAUGCAAUCUUUGAUGAAGACCACGAUGAGAUGGUGAUUGUGAAGGACAUCGACAUGUUUUCCAUGUGUGAACAUCAUUUAGUUCCCAUUUUUGGCCGGGUGCAUAUAGGUUACCUUCCAAACAAGAGAGUCCUUGGUCUGAGUAAAUUAGCACGAAUCGUUGAGAUAUACAGCAGGAGAUUGCAAGUUCAGGAGCGUCUGACCAAACAGAUCGCCGUGGCCAUUACUGAAGCUCUGCAGCCUGCUGGUGUCGGGGUGGUGGUCGAAGCGACUCACAUGUGUAUGGUCAUGCGCGGCGUCCAGAAGAUGAACAGCAAGACUGUGACCAGCACCAUGUUAGGUGUUUUCCGCGAAGAUCCCAAGACACGAGAUGAGUUCCUGACCCUGAUCCGGAGCUGA
Danio rerio (zebrafish) is the source of this 857-nucleotide messenger RNA. RefSeq names its product GTP cyclohydrolase 1 (gene gch1). Gene Ontology annotation, biological process: pteridine-containing compound metabolic process; tetrahydrofolate biosynthetic process. The record is from RefSeq and is marked validated. NCBI's taxonomy places the organism in Eukaryota, Metazoa, Chordata, Actinopteri, Cypriniformes, Danionidae. Gene Ontology annotation, molecular function: GTP cyclohydrolase I activity. Gene Ontology annotation, cellular component: nucleus; cytoplasm.